GAUGAGAGAAUGGAGAAACUCCUCCCAGUCCUAAAAGACAGUCACAUCUAUCAUCGCUGCUCGCGUUCCAUUGGGGAAAACUGGUCACAUGGCCACAUCCGGAUGCAAGGCAGGCAGGAAAUGCAGUACCCUGCCGACAGCCACCCUCCAGCAGCAGCUCUGUAUUAUAAAAGAGGGAACACAAAGUUUUGGUGGACAGUGGCUGUCUUUUCCAGAACCAUAGUAAAUCACCAACCUCCUAGGUUCUUCAUCUAUAACACAGAAAGCAGCACUUGACUGCGGCAACGGACGUUUGCUAAAAUCACUGAAUCGUACGCCUACUACCGGUAAAUUUUGUGGUGUGUACUAAUAUAGCUGUGUUUUUAAGAAAAAAAAAAAAAACAGAGGGAGCAUCUUGCCCUUCUUCCCAGGGUUCUUAUGAGGACUCCGUAAGUGACAUUUUGCCAAGCUGGCACUGUGUGUAUGCAUGUGGGGGGGGAGGGUAGGGAAGGCAGGCUCCAAAGUAGCUCUGAGUUGGGUUGUGCAUUGGGUAUGGUUUUCGUAAGAGAGGCACCCAGCUCAAGCCACCUGCCAACAGGAAGUGGUAGGCGGUUCGGUCUUGUUUCUUGCUUGGGAAGCCCUCCCGGCGUGUGGCGGAAGACCCAGCCCACAGGGCCAGAGCCACAACUGCUGCCGGGAAGGCUGGGUGACACCCACCUGCCUUCAGCCACACAGACCGGAAACCAAGGGCCUCCCUCGGGGCCAGCGAGGACACACACACUUGAGGUGCAAGGCACGUGAGGUCCCCCGGCAUGGCACAGUCGGCUGAACUGUGGACGGUAGGGCCGGCUACAUGGGAGGAACAGGGGGCCAGCCAGGGGCCUCCACCGCCCGCUGCUGGAAAGUUCACAGCCACCGAGUCCACAGCCGCUCCUUCAAGCGGAGGCAAUGGUGAUGAAGGCAAAAUAGUUUCAGGUCAAGUUCCCACCGAUGCCAGGUGUAUGUGCCCUCGACCACUCGGGGAGGCGGAUGUGUCUUAGUUUACUCUCUGGCCUGGAGUCCCCGCCUGAAGGAAGUUGCCGGUCUACCUACUGCUGGAGAAGAUGAGCGUGGGCUGCCCGGAGCCCGAGCCACCCCGCUCCCUGCCCUGCUGUGGGCCGGGGACCGCCCCUGGGCUGGGGGCAGGCGUGCCACUCCUCACUGAAGAUAUGCAGGCACUGACCCUCCGCACGCUGGCCGCUAGCGAUGUCACCAAGCACUACGAACUCGUCCGGGAGCUGGGCAAGGGCACCUAUGGGAAGGUCGACCUGGUGGCCUACAAGGGCACGGGCACGAAAAUGGCGCUGAAGUUUGUGAACAAGAACAAGACCAAGCUGAAGAACUUCCUGCGGGAGGUGAGCAUCACCAGCAGCCUCUCCUCCAGCCCCUUCAUCAUCAAGGUCUUUGACGUGGUUUUUGAGACCGAGGACUGCUACGUCUUCGCCCAAGAGUACGCACCCGCCGGGGACCUGUUCGACAUCAUUCCUCCUCAGGUGGGACUCCCCGAGGACACGGUGAAGCGCUGCGUGCAGCAGCUGGGGCUGGCGCUGGACUUCAUGCACGGGCGGCAGCUGGUGCACCGCGACAUCAAGCCCGAGAACGUGCUGCUGUUCGACCGCGAGUGCCGCCGCGUGAAGCUGGCCGACUUCGGCAUGACGCGCCGCGUGGGCUGCCGCGUGAAGCGGGUCAGCGGCACCAUCCCGUACACGGCGCCCGAGGUGUGCCAGGCCGGCCGCGCCGACGGCUUCGCGGUGGACACGGGCGUGGACGUGUGGGCCUUCGGCGUGCUCAUCUUCUGCGUGCUCACCGGCAACUUCCCGUGGGAGGCGGCGUCGGGCGCGGACGCCUUCUUCGAGGAGUUCGUGCGCUGGCAGCGGGGCCGCCUGCCCGGGCUGCCGUCGCAGUGGCGCCGCUUCACCGAGCCCGCGCUGCGCAUGUUCCAGCGCCUGCUGGCCCUGGAGCCCGAGCGCCGCGGGCCGGCCAAGGAGGUCUUCCGCUUCCUCAAGCACGAGCUCACGUCCGAGCUGCGGCGCCGGCCCUCGCACCGCGCGCGCAAGCCCGGGGACCGCCCGCCCGCCGCCGGGCCGCUGCGCCUCGAGGCGCCCGGGCCGCUCAAGCGGACGGUGCUGACCGAGAGCGGCAGCGGCUCCCGGCCCGCGCCCCCCGCCGUCGGGCCCGCGCCCGUGCCCGUGCCCGUGCCCGUGCCCGUGCCGGUGCCCGUGCCCGUGCCCGAGGCCGGCCUGGCGCCCCCGGGCCCCCCCGGCAGGACCGACGGCCGCCCGGACAAGAGCAAAGGGCAGGUGGUGCUGGCCACGGCCAUCGAGAUCUGCGUCUGAGCCGCCCCCGCCGCCCUCGGGCCGGGGCGCCGCGCUCGCACCAGGCCGGGCCGCCGGGAGCCGCCCCGGGCCCGCGCCAAAACGGGGGGGCUUGGCGGCGGCCGCGGCAGAUCCGACCAGCCCCCGCGGCGGCAGGAGGGAGUAGCGGUAGGCUAGGCGGGACGGCGGGCCCAGGCGCCGGGUCCGCGGCGGGCCGCCGAGAUAGCCACCGAGAGACCUCUCGCCCCGCCUGUGGGGCAGGGACUUGGCCCACAGGAGCCGAGCCCCACAGACCCGAGGAUUCAGAGGCGCCCCCUCCCCCGUCCCCCGACACCAGGAGCAAGGGAGCUUGCGGGCAGACUCCCCCACACCGCCCCGAACCCUGGAACCCUGCCUAGUUGCUCCUGGCCCUUUGCACCCCCUGGCAGAUCGUCCCGCAGUCCCACCCCUGGUCCUGCCCUCCUGGCCACCCUACCCUGCGCCACCACGCCCCCGGGCACAUAAGGGGACUGAAGUGUUGGGGCAGAGAAGGGGAGUAGGGCCCCCGGACACUGGCUGCGGGCGGGGUGGGGGUGGGGGGGAGGCGAUGAGCUGGGGGCAGGGGCGUUGCUCACCUGCGUCCUGCCCCUUUCCCGGGAGGCUGGAGGGAAGAGGCCAAAAGCCCUCGGCAAAAUGUAGCAAAUGUCUGGAUGCUGCAAAAGUGUGUGUGUACAGGCACGGACCCGAAGAAUCUAGUGACUCCCACACAACCUGUUCCCCGGAUGAGGACACUGAGCACAGGAGGAGGGCAACUGGCCUGGAGCCGCACAGCCCCUGAGAGGUGGCGCUCUCGAAGCCCUCCCCCUCCUCCCCAGCGAGCGUCCCACUCCCUCGUGACUGACGGGCUGCCGGGGCGGGGCCUCAGCUGCCCUCCUCCCCCCGCCCCCCACCGCAUCCCUAAGGCGAAGGGAGUGAGCGCCGCGCCUAGGGCCGGCCCAGCUCCCCCUGCUGGCCGCACCUGCCCAGGCCCGGGAGCCCCAGAUCCUAGGUCCUGGCUCCCCGAGCCCAGACCCGGUGGCCUGGGCUGCUGGCAGGCGGCGAGGUGAUUCGUGCCAGGAAUACCCCCGGGUUUCUGCCGGGGACCAGCAUGUCAGCCUGGGGUUGCCCCCAUCCCCGCGUCCCCCAGGUUCCCGGUCCUGGAGUAUGCCGCUGUGGGCGAGAGAAGGGGGGUCCGUGGAAACAGGAGGGGGGUGAGUGUGUGUGAGUAGGCGUGCGUGCGGUGUGUGAGUAGAGUGGACGUGUACGCGUGCAGUCCUGUGUGUUCGGUGAUUGCAUCCAGACGCCUCUGGAGACCACUCUGCCCCAGGACCCUCCCCAGGCAGCUGCCAGAGGGCGUCCAGGCCUGUGCUUCACCCGCCCCUCAGGGAAUCUGGCAGGGAGGCACCUGCGGGCUGGUUCCAGCCCCCAGGCAGCAAAACAGGCACCCCAGCUCACCCAGUGUUCCCCCAUGACCCCUGCCAUCUCUGGAGGCCUGGGACCCCGCAAUAACCUCUACAGGGGUGAGGCUGCUCCUUCUGCCUGACCGUGUCCCGUCUACCAGCCCGGGCCGCACCUGCCAGGGUCCCACUGGGGUUCUAGGCCAUCUGGGGGGGCUCUCCGAUGAGCCGGGCUGGCCAGGGAGGGCCUGACCACCCUCUGGCCUGGAGCCCCCACCUCUCCACUCAUCCCUCAUUCCCAUCGCGCAAAAGGGCUAUAGGUCCCCCUGCCCUGCCUGGGUCCAGUUUACAAACUGCGGUUGCCCCAGGGCCUGGCCCCGCUCUCCUCGGUGCGCCCGCCCUCCUCGAGACCCAUCUCUCCAGUGGGCACUGGGGCCCUCCACACGCCAGGUAAGUAGCAAACCCUCCUCCCACCACGGGCCAAGUUUCAGAGAAGGCCCCCCGUCACUGCCCCUGGCCCACCUGGAGCCCAUCCGGGCCACCUCUCUCUCCCAGCCGCGACUUCUCCUUUUGCCUUAGGCCUCUCGACACCCCGUCUCUCCUGCAAUAACAAGGAAGCAAGAUUCCAAGUAGAUGUCCCUCGCCGUGUGCCCUCUCUCUCUCUCUCUCUUUCUCUGUUAAGAUCCUCUUUGGGAGUUUCUCCCUCGUCGUAGUAUCUAGAAUGUUAGACUCGGGAAGGGGACCGUAGUUAUGUAGCCCAGCCCCUGUUUGCGGAGGCACAGAGAGGGGCAGCGAUGGCCCCACGCAGGAGCAGGGCCGAAGAAGCCCGGCCUGCUCCGUGGCCACUGGGGCCCUGUGCUGCCACCUGCUAGUUGGGUUGGGACCCCUCGCCCCUUAGGAGAGGUGUUGGUCACAGAUGUUUACCUCAGUUUAUGUCACUGUCGAAGAAACAAAUAGCAAAAAAUUAAUAACACCGUAGACACGCAGACUUAGAAGAUGAAAAACACACAAAAGAUCUUCCCCUGGCGAUUCUUCUGUGAAGGUGUGUGUGUGUGUGUAUGUGUGUGUGUGAGCGUGUCCGUCCCAUCCCGGGCAGGCUGGGUCAUCCCCGGUCUCUGUCAUAGCCCCUGUGCCUCCAUACUGCCCCUGUCCUUCGGUGCUUCCCAGAGGCCCCUCUGAGCUGGCCUGUGGGGUGUGGGGAGCCCCCUGGGCAGGAGGCGGGGCCGCAGGUUAGCUAGAGCCCCACUGAGCAGAGCCCCACGGCUGCCACUGCUCCCUGAGCCCGUGCUGUGGCCGGUGGGACAGUCCUGGUGGCUAGCAUCAACAUCCAAGCCUGGCUCAGGGCCUGGGCGGAAUCCCAGCCCCUCAUGUCUUGCCACCCCCCCCCACCAUGUGUUUGUAAAUAUUCCGGCAUCCUUUGGCCCUGAGAAGGUUUUUAAAUGUGUUAUUUACUUCUCUAAUCAUGACAAUUGCUAUAAAAUAAACAAAAGCCUAGAAAAAUUA
Molecule: messenger RNA, 5251 nt
Organism: Lynx canadensis (Canada lynx)
Lineage: Eukaryota; Metazoa; Chordata; Mammalia; Carnivora; Felidae
Gene: SBK1
Product: SH3 domain binding kinase 1
Biological process (GO): peptidyl-threonine phosphorylation; peptidyl-serine phosphorylation
Molecular function (GO): ATP binding; protein serine/threonine kinase activity
Source: RefSeq, a predicted model, not a curated record